Homarus americanus (American lobster) is the source of this 4484-nucleotide messenger RNA. Its product is annotated as ileal sodium/bile acid cotransporter-like. The transcript has 7 exons. The record is from RefSeq and is a predicted model, not a curated record. Bases 1638 to 3095 code for a protein of 485 amino acids. NCBI's taxonomy places the organism in Eukaryota, Metazoa, Arthropoda, Malacostraca, Decapoda, Nephropidae. Gene Ontology annotation, cellular component: membrane.
AGACAAACAUUAUGCUUCCAAUAUCUUUCUUCCUAGGUGGUAGUACCUCCCUGUUUGAUAUAGUAGAUUGCUAUGAGGUGUUAUGAUAAAUCUUGAAAACUGAUAUAGACAACCCAAUAGCCUUGAGUGAGCAGCCCUCAGAUACUGUAUGAAGAGGGUACAUUACAACACAUACUUGUGACAGAUUACAUAACCAACAUGACAUAACAUUAAAACUCUCAGUGCAUUUUACUUUUGAUAUUUAUGUAAUAGAACAUAUUGGUGAUUAGCUUAUUGUUGCAACAGUUAUGUUAAGUUUAUCAGGUUAAGUUAGUUUAAUUAUACCAUGAAGCUGUUGAAAAUUAGAUUUCUUAAUAUACUGUACAGGUACUUAAUUUUCCAACUUGUAUAGGUUUUUGGUGUCAUACAAGUACAACAGUGUUAAAAAAAAAAAAAAAAUUCUGAAAAACAGUUUUUGUGAUAUCCAGAAUGUGACGUUUAGCUUUAUAUCUAGGUAUGUAAAUGCCUAGCAUUAACUUGCCAGGCCAACAUACAGGCAAUUGAAACAUCUAAUAAUUACUUAAAUACGUAAUAUUAGGAGGACACUUCGCUACCUGGCAUUUAAUUGUACACACAUUUUAUUCAUACUGUAACUUUAAAAUUGGAUGAAAACAUGUUGUAAAAAAAAUUACUGCAGUUCUGCAUCCCAUGAUAACCCAGGUACCCUGGCUAAUGUGUAAUAUUUAGAACUGUACAUGUAUUUUUUUUUCAUGAAUUAAACCCAAAGAUCAUGGUUAAUAAAUGACUUAGCUGUCUGGGGUGGUAAUCUCACACCCAUAAAUUUUGCCUUAAUUAACAUUGUACACUAUCAAAAUUGUGUUACUGUAUUAAAUGAUAGAUGGAAUUGGCAAGAAUUAAUAUGAAUAUGGGAGUAAUCUGUGAUGCUUGUCUCCACUACUAAAUGAUGCAGAUAUUAUAAUGCAUUCCAGUACUUCAACGGGUAACGCGAACAAUAACUAGGCUAAUAAGAUGAGUCGGACUGAGGCGUCAUCACGAUACACAAGAGUGUUCUUUCCACGGGAAGAUGCGUUCCUUACCACUUCAAAUGUAUUAUCAGUUUAUCACCACCUUUAAACUUUUGAGUGGCUUAUCUUUAUCUUAUUGUGUUAUAGAUAAAGACUUAAUCUUACAGAGAAAUUUAAUAAUCCUCUCCCUUGGUGUCGUAAAUGAGUACAGUACAGAGUGAUGUAAAGAUGUCAUCUCUGGCCACUAGUUCUUGGUGUAUGACCUUUUAAGAUAAGAUUGAUAUCUGAUCACAAUAUAUGAAUCUAAGAUAAGGAGAGAUGGAACUCCUGGCAAGUAGCUGGUGAAAGUCAGGCUGAUAUUCACUUCUUGGUUAGAUAGAGUAGGUACAAUAAUAAGAUAGUGUCUCUGACCUUAACAACUGUUUACGGUGACAAUGCUGGGUCCGAGAUGUAUUAAGACAUUGUAGUGCAUGCUCUUUGACACUACAUUAAACGUUUGGUGAAACAUUAAAAGCAAGAUUUGUAGGUAGUGAACUGGUUAAGAAGGUCAAAUUUUACUUUUUCUUUGUUGGUGUUGCAGUUCUUUUUUGUAUAACUUCACUUGCUUCUAUACUUUAAUCAGUACACUGCCAAAUGUUGAGGCUGUGGUGUUUGAUGGUGAUGUGGGGUUGGCUGAGUGGUGCAGCAGGCGAUGAUGUAGAAGGUGUUUACCUGGAGACCUUCCCGAGUGGCAUGUGGAUAGUACCGGAGGACACCCUCCACCACCUCACACUGUCUCUGGGAUUCAACGCCAGUGACGCUUACUGUAGUGGUGGGCAGGACCUGACGAAUGCUCAGCUGGUGGUGACGGUCGUACCUGAUGAGGAUUGGAAGCUGGACUUUGUCAACAGGAGCAUACACUUGACGGUGGAGGAGGUGUGUGAUCAUGUCAACAAGAGCCUCACCUUCUCCGGCUACUACUGGGGGCUCACCAAGCUGUCCUUCUACCUCACCACCAACUACCAUCUCCUUCACUUGUCCAACAACACUUUACUGAGGGAUGACAUGUUGAUCACAAUAGACCGCAAGAGCAAGGUGUUCGACACUUUCUUCAUCAUCGCUGCAUCUUCAAUAGUAGUGAUAAUCAAUGUCAUCAUGGGAACUCAACUGGACCUGAAUGCCAUCUUUGUGGUUCUGAAGAAACCUAUUGGUCCUGUCUGUGGCUUCCUUUCCCAGUUUACCUUCAUGCCUCUGAUAACGUAUGUACUAGGUUUGUUCCUGCUGAAGGAUCCACUUCCACGCCUGGGUUUGUUUACACUCGGAUGUAGCCCUGGGGGAUCCAGCUCUAACUUCUGGACACUUAUGGUAGAUGCUGAUCUCAACCUCUCCGUCACCAUGACCGCCAUCUCCAUGCUUGCCGCAUUAGGGAUGAUGCCUCUGUGGAUGUUUACACUGGGGAAUAAGAUGCUGGAAGAAAACUCUCACCUAAAGAUCCCUUACUCUAACAUGCUAAUCUCCCUCUUCAGCCUCACCAUCCCUGUAGGCAUCGGCAUAACAAUCAGAAAGAAGAGACCACAAUGGGCGGAGUUGGGAGGGAAGGUUCUCAAGCCCGUCGUUUUCAUAACACUUGUCCUCUUCAUAUCGAUGUCAAUUUUCAACUCCUACAAGAUGUUGCUGCAAAUGACAUGGCGGACGGCAUUGAGUGGUAUUCUUAUGCUCAACUGUGGCUUCGGUAUGGGCGCCAUCUUCUCAAAGAUUAUGUGUCUCCCCAGGAAGCAGGUCAUAGCCAUCAGCAUUGAGACGGGCAUGCAGAACAUCGCGGUGGCCUUCGUCCUCCUUAAACUCUCCUUCCCCAGCCCCUACAGCGACAUGGCAGCCAACCCCAUCUUAGCUACAUACCUCGUGACUGGGCCAUAUAUGACAGUCCUCUUCCUCAUCUUCUGUCUUCUUCGGCACUUCUGUGGCUGCUUUCCCCAGCCUGGCCAUCAACAAAUAGUGAAGCAGGAACUAGAGAGUAUAGAAAGUCAGAUGAAGCUGCCAGAAGAGGCGAACAACAAGGCUAGAGAAAUUAUUAAGCUCCUUCCUGUUGUCGAAGAAAAUAAAGAAAAUUAAUAUCAAGAGUUCACUCUCAACAUCUGCCUGAAAUCACGAGAUUUCUCUCUCAUAAACUAAAUUUACUGCAGCCGAGCGGAUACAACACUUGCCUCCUGUCCUUAGGGUCAUUUUUUUUAUCCUGGGGCACUCCCAGUCCACCCUACCCUAAAUGGGUAACUAAUGAUACAAGUUGGAGAAUUGAAGGUUAAGGUCAGGCUAGAUUAGUUUAGGUGUAAGUUUACUUAUGGUAAUUAUUUACAUGUGCUUUUGUAAGGCAUAUAUUGAGCUCUGAACGUUCAUCUGUGUUCUUAAACCUUUUAACACAAUACUAAUACAGCGGCAGUGAGCACCUGUAGUCAAUCAACCGCCUUCAUCAUAACAGCGACCUGAAACAAUUCAAUAUUUAAAUACAUAUGUAAGUGAUGAAGUCACAAAUAGAAUUUUUGUCUUCUUAAUCUGUGACUAUUAUUUUGUGGUGAAAAAGACACACCACACUCAUUUAAUUUAAGUGCACUAUUAAACUUGAAUCUAUAUUUUGUUGUACAGUAGUUUAAUGAGUUAUAUCCAGACCCACAUAAAACAAGAGUGGAAAUAUGCUUUUGACAGCUUUCUUAUUCUGACUAAAUAAACUAAAUUUCAGUUUUAUUUUGAAAUAAUUAGUAUGUUUAAUCUCCGAGAUUUUUUUUACUUACCGGUAAUUAUGUCUCAAGUCAUCAGAACUUGAUGAUAAAAACAAUAAAGUAAGGUAGGUUUGGUUACACAGAGUUCUAUAAUUUUUUUAAUUGGUUUAGAAUAGUGUAAUUACAGUACAGUACUAACUUUGUUACAUGCUUAAAUACCUUCAAUGUUGGAGCGCAGUAUUACCAACAAAGGUUAGGUAGAUUAAAGUCUUUAUGUAUCCUGAAAAUCUUGUCAACAAGAUGCACUCAAGAAUUGUGAUUAAGAGAGUCAUUCCUCAACUCUUUAUCUCUUCAGAGACAGUAUUGCCAACUAAAUACAAUACAGUAUCCUCGAAACUGAAAUAUGAAUUGUAACCCAUAGCUCCUUUGGUUUUUGCUGUGUAGUCUAACCUUAACACCUUACCUUCAACAAUCCAUUCAGUAAUAUAAAUGUUUUUUAUUAAUUUUAUAAAUAAAUACUUCUCAAUUAUGACUAACAAUCUUGUCAUGGAUUUGCUUGACAAAAUUCCUUAGUGAUGCUUGUGAUAUCAUGAAAAUUUCGUUGGUCAGGGGCUAGGUUAGUUAAAACAUGUCAACAUUAAGAUGCAAUGUGACCAAGCUAAGCUAUAAGUGCCAUGAUAGUAUAAACAUUAUGAUGUUAUAUUACCAAGAUAAGCUGUAAGUGUCACAACAACCUUUUCAUGUUUAUCACACAAAUACCUUAUGAUAAAAAAUAAUAAUCUUGAAA